Molecule: messenger RNA, 804 nt
Organism: Pseudocercospora fijiensis CIRAD86
Lineage: Eukaryota; Fungi; Ascomycota; Dothideomycetes; Mycosphaerellales; Mycosphaerellaceae
Exons: 1
Coding region: 1-804 (267 amino acids)
Biological process (GO): chromatin remodeling
Cellular component (GO): Ino80 complex
Source: RefSeq, a predicted model, not a curated record
AUGUCUGAUAGCAGAGGUCGAUCGGACAAAGGGAAACUCUCAGCAGCGAAGAAUACAACUGCACCAGGUGGUUCUUUAUUGCCAAAUACCAACGGCGAAGAACGCGAGCCAGCGAAUGAAGCAUCGGCUGAAGACUUCCGUGCCUUUAUGGAGUCUGACGAUGCAGAAGAUAAUAUCCUAGAGACUAGCGAUGAUGAUGAGCUUCCCAAACCAAAAGGCAAGGAUCGCAAGACUACUGCGGCCGCAUUAUUCUCUUCGUCAGUGUCAACAGGGGCUGGUCAACCUCCGCCAACAAAACUUCGCUGGUCGCAAGCCAAGCAUGAUGAGGCGAAGUCGAGGACCCAGAGCAAGAUAACACAGCAGAGCCCUAAACCCCGUCAGAACCAGACUGCACAUAACCCGCAGUCCUCAUCGUCAAUCAACGAAGGCUCUGCUCAGGAGGAUAACGCUGCGAGCGACGAUCCGGUCAGCCCUGUGGACUACAAUGAGGCAAGAAAGCCUACAGCCAAGGAAUUGGCCAAAAUUCCAUGCCGCAAAUGGUACAAGAAAGACGUGAAAAUCACAUCUUUCACAGGCGUCGAAUGGUCUACGCCGACUUUCAAAGCUGCUGCGCCAGGUCAAGGUCAAGCUUUCGAAGUUCAGCCUGGAGACCGCAAGACGAAGUCGGCGAGUGUAGAAGCCGCUUCUGCAGCUAGGACGGAGGAGGACGAGCAAGAGGCUGUGGGUGAUGGAGCCGAAGCUGAUGAUGAUCUGAUCAAGGAUGAGGAGGAUUCUGAAGGUAGUUCCGAAGAACGAUCAGACUGA